This is a messenger RNA of Fusarium tjaetaba, 666 nucleotides long. RefSeq lists its product as uncharacterized. NCBI's taxonomy places the organism in Eukaryota, Fungi, Ascomycota, Sordariomycetes, Hypocreales, Nectriaceae. The transcript has 2 exons. The record is from RefSeq and is a predicted model, not a curated record. Bases 1 to 666 code for a protein of 221 amino acids.
AUGCUGGCCUUCAAGACUCUUCUCGGCCUGGCCACUGUCCAGGCUGUCUCUGCCCACUUCGGUCUCGUCUUCCCUCCUUGGCGUGCGGACACCCUCAGUGAGGAGGGCGAGGAGCGCUACAACCAGUGGGAGCAACCCUGUGCUCGUGUUGACUUCAACAAGAAGAAUCUCACUGACUGGCCCCUCGACGGCGGCGCUCUCACCCUUGAACUUCACCACGAAUGGUCCUACAUCUUCGUCAACCUCGGCCUCGGCGAGAACUCCACCAACUUCAACAUCUCCCUCACCCCAGAGUUCCUCAACGCCACAAACUCAGGCACUCUCUUCAUUGACAAGCUUGAGCUUCCCUCAGACGUCAAGCCCAAGGACGGAGACAUCGCUAGUAUUCAGGUUGUUACCGUUGGUGACACUGGCAAUGCCCUGUACAACUGUGCCGAUAUCCGCUUCAAGGAGAAUGCCAAGGGUCCUAGCAACAAAACUGGCGACGUGGACUACGUCAAGAUCAAGCAGCAGAAGGGCAACGGAACUGAGGAGGAUAGCUCUUCCAACUCUACAUCUUCUGGAGACAGCAAGGACAACGCCGCUGGCACAAUGGGUGUGAACACGGUGGUUAUGACUUCUGUCGUGGGUCUUGCUGCCACUUUUGUGAUGGGAUUGGGCCUCUAG